UUUAUAUGUGCAUGGUCUUCUCGGGUAGCGCCAGGGAGCCCAGCAGGGUACAGUUUCAGUGAAGAUUGGCCAUAAUGUAAAUAUGAUCCAUUCCCCAUAUUAAUCUGAAUCGGACCCGUUGAUUUCAGUGUGUGAUCGGCCGAUGCUUACAUGUUGGAGUCUUCAUCGACGCGACCUGAUCAGAGCGGCAUCCUCUCACGGUUUUUCCCCGCUUUCCUGAGAAGGUGAAGCCUUCAGAAAAAAACACCGCUGGCCGCUAUGAGACGAAUAACGGGAAAGGCGAAGGAUGAAACUUUGAUAGAGCUACAGAACGCGACGGAAUCACAGACUGCAGAUGGUCCUGCAGUGUUGACCGCAUUCAGGAUAAACCUGCACUCAGAUGGAAAUGGUGGAAAUGGUGUUGAUGCCCUUAAUGUCAGAGAGACACUGCCUGGAUUUACAGAGACCGAAAAGCUACAACCAAACACAGACACCGUGUUUUUCAGGGACGGAGUUCGGAGGAUAGACUUUGUGUUGUCUUAUGUAGAUGACAAAGAUGGAGAAAAGAAACAGGAGAGGAGGAGGGAGUUUGAGGCCAACCUUGAGAAAAUAGGACUGCAGCUGGAGACGGAAGAUAAAUCUGACUCCAAAGACCAAAAGACAUAUUUCUUAAAGAUCCAUGCUCCAUGGGAUGUACUGACCACCUAUGCUGAUGUCUUAAAGAUCAAAGUUCCCUUCAAGUUGAGUGAUAUCCCCCACAGUCAAGAUGUCCCACUGGAGUGGCUCUCGCAUCCUUUCCGCCUGCCAGAGCACAUCAUGCGUCCACAACCUGACUACUUUACCUACCCCUUCGACAAGGCCAAGACUGACUUCUUCCUUAUCACUGACAAGGAUACUUUCUUCCCGCCUUCCACAAGAAACAGAAUUGUGUACUACAUCCUGGCUCGCUGCCCGUACUACAAAGAGGGUCGGAGAGAAAGAGAGAAGACGGGAAUCAAGCGACUACUCAGUAAUGGGACGUAUACAGCAGCCUUUCCACUACAUGAUUGUCGAUACUGGAAAAGGGCAAGGAAUGCUGAAUGCGAGAGUGAGCGCUACAACCUGUACAAGCACUGGGCCAGUUUUCUCUGCUUUUACAAAGAGCAGCCUCUCAACCUCAUCAGAAAGUACUACGGGGAGAAGAUUGGGAUCUACUUUGCCUGGCUGGGCUUCUACACAGAGAUGCUGUUCUUUGCAGCCGUCAUGGGCCUUAUAUGUUUCACCUAUGGAGUGCUCAGUUAUGAUGACAACGUGUCAAGCAAAGAAAUAUGUGACCCCGAUAUUGGAGGCAACAUUGUGAUGUGUCCACUUUGUGAUAGAAAGUGCCCUUUCUGGAAGCUCAACUCUACGUGUCUCUCAUCCUGGCAAUCCCAUCUGUUUGAUAAUGAGGGAACGGUAUUCUUUGCCAUAUUUAUGGGGAUUUGGGUAACUCUGUUUUUGGAGUUCUGGAAACGGCGUCAAGCCCGGCUGGAGUACGAGUGGGACUUGGUGGACUUUGAAGAGGAACAGCAACAGCUUCAAAUCAGGCCCGAGUUUGAGAUCCGAUGCACUAACAGGAGACUCAACAAGAUCACUAAGGAAAUGGAGCCGUAUCUCCCCGUCACCAGCAAGUGUGCUCGCUUCUGCCUCUCGGCUGCCACUGUUAUAUUCUGGAUUUCUCUGAUAGUGGCCUGUAUUAUUGGGGUCAUAGCAUACAGGCUGGCAGUGUAUGCUGCCUUUGCAAGUAUCAUUAAAGAUCCUUUGAGGAAUAUCCAGUUGGUGGGCAGAUUCAUCACUCCACAGCUAGCGACUUCUGUCACUGCCUCCUGCAUCAACUUUGUCAUCAUCAUGAUCCUCAACUUCUUUUAUGAGAGGGUGGCCAUUUGGAUCACUGAUAUGGAAAUCCCAAAGACCCACCUCGAGUAUGAGAACAGGUUGACCAUGAAGAUGUUCCUCUUCCAGUUUGUCAACUACUACUCGUCAUGCUUCUACGUGGCCUUCUUCAAAGGCAAAUUUGUGGGUUAUCCUGGCAAAUACUCUUAUAUGUUUGGCGAUAGGAGCUCACUGAGAAAUGAGGAGUGUGACCCUGGAGGCUGUCUGAUUGAGCUGACCACACAGCUGGUGAUUGUUAUGUCAGGAAAACAACUCUGGGGGAACAUUCAGGAAGCUCUGCUGCCGUUAAUGCGUAACUGGUGGAAUAGCAGAAAGGGACGGCACCGUCCUGAGAACCAUUACAGCCGCUGGGAGCAGGACCACGUCCUGCUGAACUUCACCCAGCUGGGAUUGUUUUAUGAGUACCUGGAGAUGGUGAUCCAGUUUGGUUUCAUCACUUUGUUUGUGGCCUCUUUCCCCUUGGCUCCGCUCCUGGCUCUGUUCAACAACAUCCUGGAGAUCAGGGUGGACGCCUGGAAGUUUACCACCCAGUUCAGACGACCGGUGGCGUCCAAGGCCCGAAACAUUGGCGCGUGGCUGGAAAUCCUUAACACAGUGGCCAUUGUGUCUGUUGUUACCAAUGCUUUCAUAAUGGCGUUCACCUCAGACAUGAUCCCCCGUUUGGUCUUCCUGUAUACCAAUGGCCAAAAUUCCAGCAUGAGUGGCUACGUUAACAACAGCCUGUCAAUAUACAACAUCUCUCAGAUACCUGAGCGCAACAUGCCCGAGGAAAAAGACAACUGGUUUAUUAACUCAACUGACACCUGCAGAUACCGUGACUACCGUAACCCUCCAGGCCACACAAAGCAGUACAGUCAUACAAUGCAGUUCUGGCACAUCUUGGCAGCCAAAAUGGCCUUCAUUAUUAUCAUGGAACACGUGGUCUUCAUGGUGAAGUUCUUCGUGGCGUGGAUGAUCCCAGACGUCCCGUCAGAUGUGAAGGCUCGGUUUAAACGAGAACGCUACCUGAUUCAAGAGUACCUGCAUAACUAUGAGGUGGAGAGGGUCAAACUCCAGCUGAGUGCCAGUUUCAUCACAGAGCCACAGUCAGAAAUGUCCUCGAUGACAGACAAGCAUGAAGUGUUGUCUGAGUGCCUGUAGCCACCUGCUUCACACCUCCCCAACUAACCAAGCCAAGAACGGAAUGUCUGGGUGUCUUCCACAUACAAGGGCUUCCAUCUUUGGGAUAAAAACGCUAAUAUCUUUUCUUGCUGAAUGGACUCCUAUAUUAGGAUUUGUGUAGAGGUAUCCAAAAAAAAAAAAUCAAAUGUAACAUUUCACUUUGCUUAAAAUCUGCGUCUCAAGUGGAUGAAACAUUCCCGUGCCAUAAAAAGAUAGUUGGAAAAUAAUAGCAAAAAGAGCAAAAAGAUUGUAAUGGCAGCAUGUAUCAUUCUCCAUGUAACGCCUUCAAACUCUCCAUUUGUCAUGACUGAAAACAAUAAUCUCUGUAUGUGCUGGUAAAGUUAAAGUUUGUGGUUUUGAAACAUGUGACAUUAGGUGUAAUUACCCUUUAAAGAGUUGGUUAUGACUGUUUAGAAAAGAAGAUAUGGUCAGUUUUUAAAAUGUUUGUGUUUAAAAAAAUCAUAUCAUUUUAUGGAUACAUAUCCUUUCUUCUGUCAUGUAUUUUUUAAAUUGGUAACUACAUAACGUUUAUUUCCACUGAUCUAUAGCUGGGCUAUGACAUUGUCAGUUUUGUUAUUUGAGUGUAUUGUGUUAGGGAAAGGCUCUUAAAAAAGGUACCUCCAUCAUACAGCCAUACUGUAACAAUCAUAAGUGUUAUCAUUCCACCCUGACUGAGUUAGUAAUAUGGUGAGACAGCAGCUGCAGGCUCAUGCAGCUCAUCUUCCAAAAGUAUUUCCAACUUGCUGUGGGACCAAUUAUAGAAUUUCAACCAAGAAAAAACAAAGAAAAUGUAUUGACAGUUUCUGAUUUAAUACAAUCAGUUUGUGUGUGCAUGAAUUUAGGUUGAGUGUGUUUCGGCUUUACUCCUCGCAUUGAUAAUAAAUGGCUAAUAUUUCUGUUUUCAGAUUUCACAUUGUUGGCGUCUCCACAUACUGUAGGCAUAAACAAAGGCACCUUCAUUUCAGAGAUGAACAGAAAGGGGAAGAACUUGUUGUACCCUGGUUGGGAUAGUUGUGAGUGAGGAUUUCAGUGAAAAUAAAUUAUUUCAUGACUUUUAGUAACCCAAUCCUACUCUCUAUCUGGUUACUAAGUGUUGCUGUACUAGAUAUAAAGAAUACAUCAUCUAUUUAAAUGGGUUUUAGUGCAAUUAAUUUAUUGAUCGCCUUCUGCUCUGUAGCCUGAAGCUUUUGUAUUUAGAGUUACUUCAUACUACUCUUUUAAAGAUAUCUUUUAUCAAUUUACUUGCAACACCUUAUUCCUUAUUUUGUACUAUUCAUCACCUCAUAAAUCAAGCAGUGUUAGUUCACACAGCUUUUCCAGUACAUUUUAUGCUAUAAGAUUAUAUUUCCGUACAGAUUAGUCAUUUAUGAAAUACAGGAUCACUUUAGAUUUUUCUGUGAUUAUAUGGAAACCUCUGUAAUUGACUCUGUAAAUGUUGCAGUUGUGAUUUUUAUCUAUCAGCAAAUUAUAUUUGAAAGUUAAAAACAAAGCCUGACCAACUCACAUCUCAGGAUUAAACAUCUGAUCAUGUUUGUCGAGCAUCACUUGUUGAUGAAGUUUGCAGAUGUCAGAUGUGUGCAGAGCUUGAUCCUGCAACAUGCUUGAUGCAUUUCCCAACAAACAAAUGCCUUAAACCUAUGUGUUUACUUGUUUUGUAUGAUGUUGUAAUGACAAAGUUUUCUAUCUGAAUUCAAAACCUGUUUCAUAUCAUUUGUUGCUACUGCUGCUACAGUAGUCAUUGCAAAGUAGCUGUGUUGUCUGGUUUGAUGUGCAUGAAUUGCUGUAAAUAUUUUGUCAGUUCUAUUUUUAUUGUAGCCUAUUGUACAUAAAUGCAGUAAAGCUGGUAAUAUUCACAAUAAAUACAUAAAUAACUAGUUUUA
Sander lucioperca (pikeperch) is the source of this 4931-nucleotide messenger RNA. RefSeq names its product anoctamin 5b (gene ano5b). The record is from RefSeq and is a predicted model, not a curated record. Gene Ontology annotation, molecular function: protein dimerization activity; chloride channel activity. Gene Ontology annotation, cellular component: plasma membrane. Gene Ontology annotation, biological process: chloride transmembrane transport. NCBI's taxonomy places the organism in Eukaryota, Metazoa, Chordata, Actinopteri, Perciformes, Percidae. The transcript has 21 exons. The coding region runs from base 259 to 3030 and encodes 923 amino acids.